Messenger RNA from Aspergillus alliaceus, 1216 nucleotides. RefSeq lists its product as uncharacterized. The coding region runs from base 38 to 652 and encodes 204 amino acids. The transcript is spliced from 2 exons. NCBI's taxonomy places the organism in Eukaryota, Fungi, Ascomycota, Eurotiomycetes, Eurotiales, Aspergillaceae. The record is from RefSeq and is a predicted model, not a curated record.
UCUGUACUUCUACUGUGCAACCAUCUACCCCUUCACCAUGCGCCCACUUUCAAUUAUUAUCCCGAUACUUUCUGCCGUCACCUACACCCAGGCUACUACUCCACCCGCUUCCCAACCGAUCUCUACAGACAUUCUCUACUGGCCGAUAACAUCCGCCGAACCCUCAAUUUUCGCCCGCAUCUCCUACGACCCAAGCUCUUUAGAGGUCAAUGUGGCCUCUUAUUCGCCUCCAACUACAGUACAAAAUGAUUCGCGAAGCCCAGUGCGUAUCGGCCUGUAUACCUCCAAUGGGAUAGACCCAAAGCAAUGGACAGGGACUCUCACGUCCUGGACUGUCAUCGCAAAAAGUGAUGGGCCAAAGCCAAUACUCCAGCUUUAUCUCGAUUCUUCCAAUAAAGUAUAUCACGCCGCCUUAACAUCGUCAACAUCAUCAUCAUUACUCGAGUCUGCCACUGCAUCAACUUCAACUAGCCCCAACGUAAAGCUUGUCCAUGUCGAAGCGGGGCCUCGACCACAUCUCAAUCGCCCCGUUGCGGUUGGUCCAGAUGGCAUCAAACCCGAAGAAAUCGUCGAGAAGACAUUCUUCCAAAAAUAUUGGUGGGUUUUCCUCAUAAUCACAUUUCUGGCUAUGUCUGGUAGCGGGGAAGAAUAAAUCCUUGCCCGCCUCUCUCAUUGUUAAUUUAUAAUCAUCCUAAGAAGCAUCCGCCAAGAGAGAGGGGGGAGAGGGGAGGGUUAGGCCAGAAUUGUCAGAGAACGACACCAUUGCAUGUAACAUCUAACAACCGUACUGAGGAAAGAGCUCAAUGGCCGCUACAAAUCAAUCGUGACUCGGUAUUUGAACCUAUCUAGAGGGCGUCCGCAUUUUCAUGACCUGGCCCGAGAUGGAGUUGUGCUCCCUAGGCAGUCUUUAAUAAAUCUCCGGUACUAGGGAGGAUAGCAAAGGAAGGGGUAACAAAGGAAAAGGGGAAUAUUCCUGCAUCCUAGAGGUAGAAAUUUUUGCACUGGUGAUGUUCAUCUGAAUGGGUACCAUUAAGACCCACCUGAAAAAGGGCGUUUUCUCUGGUCUGCAGCAAUAUUAGUCCUAGUUGCGCGUAGAUAUCAUCUUAGUAUUUAAUUUGUGUGGGUGAUUAGAUAUCCGAAUAAAACACAUAAGUGCAUCUACAGUAUUUGUAUGUUUCCUUCAGCUCAUGGAAGCACAUCUUAUGGAAUUUUCUUU